This is a messenger RNA of Durusdinium trenchii, 390 nucleotides long. NCBI's taxonomy places the organism in Eukaryota, Dinophyceae, Suessiales, Symbiodiniaceae. The record is from the annotation of a GenBank genome assembly.
AUGCUAUUUCCCAAAAGGGCCUCUCAAGAUGAGAGUGCUCGAACUCAAAGUCCAAGUUUGCCUCGAAGCUCAAACUUCCAGCUUUCACGGCAGCGCGCCUAUCUAACAACGUGGGUAAUUCAUGCAGAUGUUCAAUUGUUGUCUGUUUCCUUCCUCACAGCCAAAGAGCCUACGAUCAACCCACAUAGUAGUCAUUUUUCUUCCAGAAGCUGCUGGAAGCGGCUUAAGCAUCAUGAUACGUUCCAAAUUUGGCCAGCUAUGGGCAUUUGCAGGGCAAGUAGCCUUCAUUCUACUGGCAUGCCUUUGAUUCCGAAUGCACCUCGCCAUGGCAGCAUUGCGUGCGCCAGCCCAGGCUUGAUGGCCUCCCUAAGAGCCAUGGCCUCCACCUAA